GAUUAUUUCUCCAGCUCGGGAGGAGAGAGUCAUUCGUUUGGGAUUGUGGGAGAGAGAGAGAAAUAGAGACGCGGAGAAGGAAAAGAAAAGGGAGGAAGAGGGAGAGAAGCAGACAAGGACAGACACCUCGUCAGGCGUGUAGUUUGAAUCCCUUCCUUGCCUCCCCCUUCCCCUCCGCGAUGUUACAAAGGCUGUGAGCUGCUCGGCUUUUCCCAUUCGCCUGCUGUCACUUCCUUCCUGGACGCUCUCGGGACGAGUCCGGUUACUUUUAAUCCGACCAGCAGCUCAGCCACUUUCUCCUCCUCCACGCUGCACACACGCACACACGCGCGCACACGCACACGCGCACACACACACACACACACACCCCAGACGUCUUCUGGCUGCUUAUUGGAUUGACUUUGAAGGUUGUGUGUGUGAUUCAAGGAGGCUGCAUGUUGAACCAGGUGGCGAAUAUUUAAGGCUGGAAGAAGUAAGGGGAUUUUUGCUUUUUCCUAUGAAAGGAAAAUAUCUCCAGGACUAGUCUGAUCACCCAAACAGCUAAAUGUUUAUCAUUUCACCAAAUGCUAUGACCUUGCAGUGCUUGCACCCUGGCUUUUCAGACUAAGGAAACAAUCCAGUUUGAGGGAAACGCUCUUGAACUUCAUUGAAUCAUAGGCUCUUCAGUUCUUGAGUUUAGGUAAUGGAUGCUUGCAACUGUUUAACUUUGUGCAUCUUUCCUGUGAGUACUUAAGUUUGAGAUGGAGAGACCCCUUGCAUCGAUGUGGGAACUUAAGUCAUAGGCAACGAACCUCUUUGGGAAUAGUAUGUUUUAGUCUUUACAUAGUACUUUCAGUAAUCCUUAUAUUUUUGAAUACAAGAGGGUCACAAAACUAGCUAUGUUAGUUGAUGUACAGUUACUUAUAGGCUAAGAUAAAGUUUAAUGUAAAUGAGAGACUUGUAAGACUGUUGGUGCGUUAUGUAACUGUAAUACUUAGCAUUUUCCAUGAAACUUAGUGUGACCUUCUGUCAGCCUGAAAAGCAAAACAAGUAUAAACUAAUCAUUACUUUUUUCAAGGAAAAAAAAAAUCCAAACAAAACUUAAUGAAUUAUUGUGGGAACCUAAGCAUUGUCUGUUAUAGAAGAGUUAGAAGAGUUCUAUUUUCUUUAUUGUUUGUAAUUAUUAUUAUUAGCAAAUACCUGUAUCCUAAAAUCAAAUAGUGUUAUACACAACUUAAGAAAAAAGAUUUAAGAGAAUUAGCAGAGAAAUACACUUUGCCUAUGUUUUACUGGUGAUCAGAAAAUAAUUGUCUUGACACAGAAUGCAUUUUCCUAGCACAUAUGCGACGAUGAGCUUAAUGGCAAAUGUCCUAGUUUCAUAUUUUUACUUUAAAAGAACUACAAGACGGAUGAUAAACCAAAUAUUUUAGAUGCAAAUGUGACUAGUUUUCUUUUUUACUGGCAUUUUCCAGGGUAUUGUGGUUGAAAACUGGUGUUAAUAUAGAGUAUAAUAACUCUGAUCCCUAGAGGCUUGGCAGGGCAUGGAAAUAAAACCACCUGUGAACCGGUUUUAACCUCUGUAUUACACACUGACUUCCAGUUCAAACACUAAGGCAAUUGGCCACUUUGGGAUUCGUUAUUUCGUAAACUAUUUUUGUUGCAUGAUUUUAGGACCCUAACCCCAAGUCAGAAAAAAAUAAUCACAAGAGUUUCUGCCCUUACCAAUUUUAUUAAAACCCCUAUUAUAUUAUUCUUUCUAUAUAAAUGAAUACAUAGUUCAUAUUGGGUCUAAUACUGAAGUCUCUGCUAAUUCCUAAGUCCCUUUGGAAGUAAUGGAAAAUUUCUUUGGGGACGAAUUUGAGUGAAUGGCACUUAAUUUGGGGUUUCCAUGUUCCUCAUAGUACACAUCCUUUUAGUUUAAAAACUUGUUUUUAUAUAUAUUUACUGAUAUACCUUACAUAGCUAGUAUCAGAAGCUAAUUUGGGGACCUGACUAUGAAAACCUUUCCUGCAAAAAGUACUUAACACAGCUUGUCCCACUGAUGAUGCUGAAACAACUCGUGUGAAAAUGAAGAAGUCACAUAAAAAAUAAUUUGCAGGGUCAGGUCCCUAAAAUACUUAAAACUCUUGCCUGUCCCAUAGCUCUCUUUGGAAAAAGGUGAAAAGAAUGCCACUUUUGAUGUCCUAUAAAUGAAUCUGGGAAUCAGAUAUGUUUGUAUCCUCUUAAGUUUACUUGACCAAGAAAAAAAGAAACUUAGUCUUAAGAGCCUUAUAGAAACUGCUUUUAAAUGAUGUGUGUGAGAUUAAAUAUUUUAGAAUUAUGUUUCUCAGCUUCUAAUAUUGGAGUGUCAAAAGAAAAUUCACAUGAAUACUUUCCUACUGUGAAUUUUCUUUAAUGACAGGGUCAGAAAAAUGUUCUUGAAAUUUUAAAUUUUUUUAAUACCUCUCUUUAUUUGUAUGCCUGCAACAUGUAUAUUUAAAAAAACAGAUACAGAUACUUAUCUUAAACAGCUGUGCUUUCUAAGACAUCUAAAGCAUUGCAGACAAAGAAAAUGAAGCUUUCUUAAGCUUUUUCCAAAAGUUUACCUCUGAAAGAUUUUGAUAACUCAUUAUUUAGUAGAUAAAUGUAUCUUUAUAGAAGCUUAGGAAUUAAACAACAGUUAUGAAUUGAAUACUUCUGCCAUCUUCAUUUAUUUUAAUUUUACUUUUCUCAGUCGCAGGUUAAUUUCUUGUUCAGCAAAAUAGUUCAGUUCAUCUUCAGAGACAGCUAAGUAGUAUUUCUACAUCUCAUUGAGCUAGCAGUCAUGAGCAAGUAUUAGGUGUUUGAAAGAACAAGCUUUUUUUUUUUUUUUUUUUGAUAUGUAUACUCCAUUUUUACCUGUUGGACAUCAUUAUUCUAAAUUACACACAUUAUCCAAAAAUCAUAUAUAAUGUGAUGGUGUUCUUUUGAAAACACAGAUUAUAAAGAUGAGCAUAUAUAGAUGUUGUAUAAUUUCAAGUUUAUACUCUCUCCCUCAGCAUUUUGAAGAAUAAGCAAAGCAGUUAUAUUUGUGAUGUAUUUUGAGCUUUUAAAAUCUUGCUAUUUGAUUUCAACAGGGAAAUUUUUCUAUGCCCAUACUUAGGCUCUGUAGCAACUUAGACAUAAUAUGCAAAAAAUUAUCUGUGUAAUUGCAAACAGCUAGAAGACUUUAGCCUUAAGAGUAAGGAUAGUAUGCUGGUAUUUGAAAAGUCUUAAAAUACAGUUUUGCAUCUUAUUUCAGAAGCAAAACAGGCUUAGAAGAACAAUUCAGGUUUCUUGCACUGGUUGUGCAAAAGAAAAACUGUAAAAAAAAAUCCUGAUUUUCUGUUUUCCUUAAGUAUAGGAAUUGUUUUGGUCUUGUGUCCAGCUUUAAGGUAAUUUUCUCAGAACUGGUGCUCAAUGUUACAUGUGGACAGGUGAUUAAAAGCUACCGUCUUUAGUCCUCCACCUUAAUCUCACCCUCUCAUUGACUGCAGUUCAGUAGAGCUUGUCUAUUCACUGGGAUCUGUCAUCUUUAGGAAAUCAGACCAGCUUAUAGAGGCGAUUCACAAAACCAACAGUGACAACAAAGUCUUAUGUGCCUUACAAAAGAAGGAUUAGGCAGUUCACAUGUCAUUUUGGUUGGGCAGAGAUAAAGGCUGAUUGCUGCAGCAUGGCAAGACACACUUCAAUUUCAAUUGAUUAUUCUAUAAGACAACUAUAACUCUCUUGCUUAGUCAUUGUUAAUGCAAUUUGAAGGAAGGAAAAUUCAGUUUUGACCUUACUGGUUUUAUAUUACUUGAUCCUAAAAGGUAUAGCCACUUGUGGCAUUGUUACACGAAAUUUUAAAAGCGCUAUUUAUUCACUGCUCUGAGGAAAUACAAUGUAGGAGAUGAUUGUCCUGGGAUUUUUAAAAUCAUUUUUGCCUAGAUGAUAUCUUGAAAUAGCAAUUAAAAGUUCUUAAAGUGCCUGGGACUACACUAAAUUCACAGCAUUUACCCUAUUAAGAGCUUACAUGCAGAGGAGAGUACGUACAAGAUGUCAGUUCUUUGCAGAUUUACCAAAAAGUAUAAUAUUGAGGAACAUACAAGAACGGAUGCAGGGGACUGUGAACUGAGUAGUGCAAGUGCUGAAGAAGGAGGCUUGUUUUGAGGAAACGGGAAAGAGGAAGAAAAGAGAAGGGAAAAAUACGUAAUUUUAAGGAAGAAGGAGAGAAAAAAAAACGGGGACUAUGGGGAGAAAAAAGAUUCAGAUUACAAGGAUUAUGGAUGAACGUAACAGACAGGUGACAUUUACAAAGAGGAAAUUUGGGUUAAUGAAGAAGGCUUAUGAGCUGAGUGUUCUGUGUGACUGUGAGAUUGCUCUGAUCAUAUUCAACAGCACCAACAAACUGUUCCAGUAUGCCAGCACCGAUAUGGACAAAGUGCUGCUGAAAUAUACCGAGUAUAAUGAGCCGCAUGAGAGUCGAACGAAUUCAGAUAUUGUUGAGACAUUGAGAAAGAAAGGACUUAAUGGCUGUGACAGUCCAGACCCCGAUGCAGACGAUUCAGUAGGUCACAGCCCUGAGUCUGAGGACAAGUACAGGAAAAUUAAUGAAGAUAUUGAUCUAAUGAUCAGCAGACAAAGAUUGUGUGCUGUUCCACCACCAAACUUUGAGAUGCCAGUUUCUAUCCCAGUGUCCAACCACAACAGCUUGGUGUACAGUAACCCAGUCAGCUCACUGGGGAACCCCAACCUUUUGCCGCUGGCUCAUCCUUCUUUGCAAAGAAAUAGCAUGUCUCCUGGCGUGACACAUCGGCCUCCGAGUGCAGGUAACACAGGUGGCCUGAUGGGUGGGGACCUUACUACCGGUGCAGGCACCAGUGCAGGAAAUGGGUAUGGCAACCCCCGCAACUCACCAGGUCUGCUGGUCUCACCUGGCAACUUGAACAAGAAUAUGCAAACAAAAUCUCCGCCUCCAAUGAAUUUGGGAAUGAACAACCGUAAACCAGAUCUCCGAGUGCUUAUUCCACCUGGCAGCAAGAAUACAAUGCCAUCAGUGAAUCAGAGGAUAAAUAACUCCCAGUCUGCUCAGUCAUUGGCUACUCCAGUGGUUUCCGUAGCAACUCCUACUCUACCAGGGCAAGGGAUGGGAGGAUACCCAUCAGCCAUCUCAACAACAUAUGGUACUGAAUAUUCUCUGAGUAGUGCAGAUAUAUCAUCUCUCUCUGGAUUUAAUACAGCCAGUGCUCUUCAUCUUGGUUCUGUGACUGGCUGGCAACAGCAACACCUACAUAACAUGCCGCCAUCUGCCCUCAGUCAGUUGGGAGCUUGCACUAGCACUCAUUUAUCUCAGAGUACAAAUCUCUCCCUGCCUUCUACUCAAAGCCUCAACAUCAAGUCAGAACCUGUUUCUCCUCCUAGAGACCGUACCACCACACCCUCGAGAUACCCACAGCACACGCGCCAUGAGGCGGGGAGAUCUCCCGUUGACAGCUUGAGCAGCUGCAGCAGUUCCUACGACGGGAGCGACCGUGAAGACCACCGGAACGAAUUCCACUCCCCCAUUGGACUCACCAGACCUUCGCCGGACGAAAGGGAAAGUCCCUCUGUCAAGCGCAUGCGGCUCUCUGAAGGAUGGGCGACAUGAUAACGUUAUUACCUAUUAGGUUUUCUUUUCUUCUUUUUUUUUUUUUUCUUGCAGUGUGUGUGUGCUAUACCUUACUGGGGGGGGGGGGGGGGGGGGGUCGAUAUGCAUUAUAUGUGCUGUGUGUGGAAAAAAAACAAACAAACAAAAAAAAAGUCAGGUACUCUGUUUUGUAAAAGUACUUUUAAAUUGCCUCAGUGAUACAGUAUAAGGAUAAACAGAAAUGCUGAGAUAAGCUUAGCACUUGAGCUGUACAACAGAACACUUGUACAAAAUAGAUUUUAAGGCUAACUUCUUCUCACUGUUGUGCUCCCUUGCAAAAUGUAUGUUACAAUAGAUAGUGUCAUGUUGCAGGUUCAACGUUAUUUACAUGUAAAUAGACAAAAGGAAAACGUCUGCCAGCAAUGGCAGGCCUUUACUGAGAGAGAAAGCAGCUGUUAUGCAACAUAUAGAAAAUGUACAGAUGUUUUGACAGACCCAGCAGUUGGGUGGCCGUGAAUCCAUGCUGGAAAAAGACUGGGUCACCUAACGCACCGAAAAUGCUCGGAAACAUUCAAGCAUAUCUUUGGAGUAUGGCACUCAGUUUAAGAAGGAUCAAAGCAUUUACAGAGGACCAUACUUGUAAAAAAAAAAAAAAAGAAAAAGAAAAAAAAAAUAAAGUUGAGUUUGAGGGCUAACAUAUUUAAUUUUAACAAAUUCUGGGUCUGCAUCACUUAUUAAAUAAAAAAAAUAUAAAAAUAUGUACAUUACAUUUUGCUUAUUUUCAUAUUAAAAAGUAAGACAGAGUUUGCAAAGCAUUUGUGGCUUUUGUAGUUUCCUUAAGCCAAAAUGUGUUCUUUUUUCCUUGAUAGCUUCGCUAAUCUUUUAAACAGUCCUGAAGAAAACAGAGGACUUUUUGUAUAGAAAGCACUACCCUAAGCCAUGAAGAACUCCAUGCUUUGCUAACCAAGAUAACUGUUUUCUCUUUGCAGAAGUUUUGUUUUUGAAAUGUGUAUUUCUAAUUAUAUAAAAUAUUAAGAAUCUUUUAAAAAAAAAUCUGUGAAAUUAACAUGCUUGUGUAUAGCUUUCUAAUAUAUAUAAUAAUUAUGGUAAUAGCAAAAGUUUUUGUUAUCUUAAUAGUGGGGAAUUAUAUUUGUGCAGUUGCACAUUUAACUAUUUUCUUUCAGUUUUAUUUUACUGGGCAUACAUUUUACAGAUCGAAGUCAGCUGUUGAGAGACUGAUCUGUAAAAAGUUUGAAUUUACCCAUGGUGUAACAACUUAAAGUCAUUUUAAUACAACAUUUUACAAUCAGUUGAGUGAACUGCAAUUCAUUGUAUAUACUGAUUAGUUCUUUCAUGCUGUUUUGUGCAUUGUAACAAGUUGAGGGCCCUUCUACUACUUCACGUCCUGCGUAUCUUGUAGAUUCCUGUGGGGUAAAUGACAAAGCGGCAUCGCUUGGCCCUUCCUCACAAGCGAGGCUGGUAUUCUGCCUGUUAGAAUCGGACGUACAGCUCUAGCGGCUGCCAGUUACCUGAGUGCAGGUGAACAUUUCCAGGAGCAGUAGGGAGAGCAGCGGGCGAGGAAUUGGCUCGGCGGUCCCACCUGUUGCAAAGGUGACUCCCCUGUCUCUCAGAUUUAAAGCUUUCAGAGAGACCGCCAAUUACAGGACUGGUUUGCAGUGCAUGACUGAUGCUGGCGGCCAGGCCGCUGUGGUUUUCACGGACCUCUGCAGUCACGUUGUCUCACAGCGGGGAUGUUGCUGAACAGCGCUGCCCAUGCAUUUACGCCCUAGAACAAUUUGCUUCGGCAUACGACGCCCUCCUUUUCUCCUGCCUCAUAUCGUUUCUUCGACUAAAACAGCUUGACCAGAAGGGAAGUAUCGUUUUUUUUUUUAGUUCCUCUCUUUCCCUCUUGCUUAUUAGAAGAAAACCGGUUGUUCACAUGUUUCAGUUUAACCUUUCUGUUGGAGGGAAACUGUGUUCGAGCAACAUGUUAGUGCCAUAGUAGGACUGUAAUCAUUCUCUUCUUUCCGAGAGCUGUUCGGCUCUCGCUCACGUACCUUGAGACUCUGAUGAAGGACACAGAUAUGCUGCAACAGCUAAAUAUCAGCACAGAGCAUUGUCUUAAGGGAAACCCACACUCUGUUUCCCUUCUAAACAUGCAGUUGCUGCGCACUGCUCAAUGGUAGAGUCUACCUCCCUGUAGCAGCAGAUGACUAACAGACUGCACCGUGCUUUAGGACAUACGCUUUUCACUUACCGUGACUUACAGAAGCCUGCCUUACAGGCACUUUCAGCCGUGCAGGGGCUAGUGCAUUAUCUGGAAACUAUUUAAGCAGAAUACUGUGCUAAUAAUGCAUCCACCUUAUCUCGCGUAGCGAUAUGCAGGGUAAAAGAAAAAGAUACGCAUGUUAAAUAAAAUAAAAAAUAAAUAAAAAAAAAUCGGGAGGGAAAAUGGGGCCCAUAAUUAAUUUUAAAACACAAAACUGUUUUUCAAAACCACUUUCUUCACCUUCAGAUGAAUCUAUACUCAUAUUCUCUUAUGAGAAUUUUAAACUUUGGUGUGUCAAAAAUAUGCAAAUAUAUCGCAAAUGUACUUUGACAUUUCAACAAGAAAUACAACUUUACCAGUAUUGUAGUAGAAACUUGUCAGUGGGGAAGGGGAUUUGGUCUAUUGAAAUAUGAAGAAUAGCCAUAUAAAUAGUUUACCUUGCGAUUUGCCUCAGCAACGCAUGAAAAAGAAAAGAUAACAUAUUUAAGGAAGAUGCAGUGUAAUAUAUUACUGCAAGUAACUAAGCGGAAAGUAGCGUGAAACGUAUCGCCUGGGCACUGUAUAUUAAUUCUGACAGUGAUUUUUAUAUAAACACAAAUAGAAUAGAAUCACGUGAAAAUUAACGCCAGUCAUCCCUCUUUUUCCUGCUAAUGAGGGCAACUAACAUGUACUGGCGAAAUUGUGGGGGAUAAUGCAUAUUUGCAAACUGAUCUAAUGAUAAGAAGCACAACUUUGAUUGUGAAGUCACUUUCUGUAAACUAUAACUGUCUACCUUUCUCUGUUCCUUUAUCUGUACCUUACCAUUUAUUGUAUUUGCAAAGCUUAUUUGGGUUUAUUGUGUGAUUCCUUUGUAUUUAAGGAGUUUGGGGCAGAGCCCUGAAAGAGUAUUAACAUUUACUUUACCUUAACCCAUGCUAUAUAAUGUUUUAGGCAACAUUCUUAAUUGCAAGUUCAAACACCUGAAGUGGCAUUCUAGACAUCUACAAAUACCGUUAUAGCUAAGUUAACCUCUAUUAAAAGGUGUUGUUGUUUAAUGUUUAAUUGCUGGUGACAAUUAUAUGGUAUACCCAACCUGCACAAUCUGUAUAUUGUAUGCAUUGAGCCAUUCACAGUAAAGCUUUUAUCAUUUCAGUGUUUUUCAAAAGUUGUGUUUUAUAACAAAAUGGCUUAUAUUUUUCCUGGAAGAGGAAUUUAGCAGUUUUUAAUGAAUAAUAUAAAAAUAUCUGUUGUCCUCAGAUCUUUUUCAGGUAAAGCUAACAUAAGAAUAAAAGAACUCAUAGACUGUUUUCAAGGAUGUCAACCCUUUUGUAUUGUAUGUGUUAUUCUAUAUACCCUCUUUUAUCUAUAGUCCUAACAGAGCUGUUUUGUUUUCAUUUUUUCCUUCGCCUUGAAGGUAAAUGCUUUGUAAUUUUUUAAAAGCCACUUGAAACCUCAAUAAAGGCUGUUGCCUAAGCAUGGCAUACUUCAUCUGUUCCUGUUUGUGCCAUCUGCUGUGAUGUCGUCAGUUAUAUGGCAUUAAUUUCCUGCCACUACAGGUCUCUUGAAGGACUGAUGGAACAUUGGUGUCUGUUAGAAUGCUUCAGACUGUAGAUGUAAUAAAAGGCUUUUGUUAAUAUAUUUUAACCAAAGAUGUGGAGCAAUCCAAGCUUUGAGCCACAGACCUUCUGCAUCAAAAGGAUCCAUUUGAUUAUUUUCAUAAUCAGGUGUUGCAUUUUUACCUUCCCUGCUCAUACCUCAGACUGAUCCGUACCUCAGUUUGAAUCAAAAAGGUCCGUUUAGUAACUCAUUAAAAAUAAAAUAAAAUAAAAUAAAAUAAAAUAAAAUAAAAUAAAUAAAAUAAAAUAAAAUAAAAUAAAAUAAAAUAAAAAUUUGCAGUACCAGAGUCUUUUGUGAAGUAACUAAUGUCAGACCUGGGUUACCGCAGGCAUUACACUUGGAUUGCUUCAGAUGGUUUGUUGUAUCCUUUUUUUUUCUUUUUUUUUUUUUUCUUCUCUUUCAUGGGGAUCUGCUUCCAUAAAACAAUGGUGAUAACAAAAUAGCUUGUAAAUGGGAGCAUACAAGCAUUUGCAACAAAUAUUAAAGUAGAGGCUCACAGCGGCAUAAGCUGGACUUUGUCGCCACUAGAUGACAAGAUGUUAUAACUAAGUUAAACCACAUCUGUGUAUCUCAAGGGACUUAAUUCAGCUGUCUGUAGUGAACAAAAAUGGAAAAAUUUCAAAAGACUCUCCUGCUGGAAAUAAGGUAUAAUUUGUAUUUUGCAGACAAAUCAGUAAAGUUACUGGCUUUCUUAGUGA
Molecule: messenger RNA, 10147 nt
Organism: Cygnus atratus (black swan)
Lineage: Eukaryota; Metazoa; Chordata; Aves; Anseriformes; Anatidae
Gene: MEF2C
Product: myocyte enhancer factor 2C
Exons: 11
Coding region: 4208-5605 (465 amino acids)
Biological process (GO): heart development; cell differentiation; positive regulation of transcription by RNA polymerase II
Molecular function (GO): RNA polymerase II cis-regulatory region sequence-specific DNA binding; DNA-binding transcription factor activity, RNA polymerase II-specific; histone deacetylase binding
Source: RefSeq, a predicted model, not a curated record